UCCAAUCGGAAGCACGCUUAUCGUAUUUGAUUUUUGUUUUUUUUCGGUUCCCUAACAGACCCGCCAAUUUCGGGAAGAAUCGGAGGAAAAUUUGAUGGAAAAUUCCAACAAGGUUGAAGCAGAACGCUUGCUUGGAAUCGCUGAGAAACUCUUGCACAACCGUGAUUUCACAGGCUCCAAAGAUUUCGCCAUCUUAGCUCAAGAAACAGAGCCUCUUUUGGAUGGCUCCGAUCAGAUCUUAGCGGUUGCGGAUGUGUUAUUGGCGUCGGAGAAGCGAAUCAACAACCACAAUGAUUGGUAUUCGAUUCUUCAGGUUCAACGGCAAUCUGAUGAUUCGGAUCUCAUCAAGAGGCAGUAUCGGAGACUCGCGUUACUUCUACAUCCCGACAAGAACAAAUUUCCUUACGCUGAUCAAGCUUUCAAGCUGGUUGCAGAUUCGUGGGCUGUAUUGUCCGACCACUCGAAGAAAUCACUCUAUGAUAAUGAGCUCAGUCUCUCUGCUAAGAUCGAUUUGUCCCAGCAGAACAAAUUUCCGGUGCGCCGAAGCCAACGAUCCAGUUGGAAGAAAGAGCACGAGUUUGAGAGUAACGAUGGCGCCAAGGCCGAUCAAUCUCCAAAUCAGCGGGUGAAAUUAUCGAGUUUCUGGACCGCUUGCCCUUACUGUUACGUGUUAUUGGAGUAUCCUAGGGUUUAUGAGGGUUGCUGUUUGCGGUGUCAGAAUUGCAAGAGGGCAUUUCAGGCGGUGUUGCUUCCGUCUCUUCCGCCGCUCGUUCAGGGCCAGGAAGCCUACUAUUGCUGCUGGGGUUUCUUUCCGAUGGGGUUUGCCGCUCAAAUUCCCGAGAAAGGUGGGAAGGGCGGCGAAACAGCGGCACCGGCGACAGCGUUCCCCAAUUGGAUGCCCCCAAUAUUCUCUAACAAGCUGCAAGAAACUAGUGGGAAUGGAAAAACUGCGGCGGCGGAGGAGACGGUGACAGGUAGUGAAAGAGCGGCGGUGGUUGCUAGGACUCCGAUUGUGAGUGACACUGGCACAGGGAAGAAGAGGGGCAGGGGAAACCGCCGAUUGCAGCCUAAGUUAUUGUAAAUUUUUUCGAGAAUUAUGAUAAUAUUUAUGGAGCCGAUUGGAAAUGCCUGAAUCUCUCGUUGUUGUAGUCUUUAUAUUGAGCGGUUAUAUUCAGACGAGUUAGAACAAAGACGGCGGAAGCUGGGGAAACCUGAGGUAACAUUUGGUGCAAUGUUGAGCUUACUGUUUUCUUUGUUGAUUUUAGGCUUCAGAUGUAGAAACUAGAUGGGUAGUUCCUGAUUUUCCUCUGCAUGUUCAUAUGUAAUGCGUAACUUUAUUCAAAUCACCAAUGAUAAUUUGGAGGUCUUUAUCCAACCCCAUUUGAGGCUGCACUGCCAACCACUUUUUGCAGGUGGCUAUGAACACAUCACAUUUCACGCUUAUCAUCUCAUGAACUAAAUUAUGGAUUCGAAAUGGGAGUUGCCCAUUUCACCGUUAAUAGUUCUGUAAGUGGCUAGGUUCCUUUAAUCCUGGUUUCUUCUUGAACUAAGCACCAACUAUUUAACCAUUUCACAGUUAAUAGUUCGGGGCCCGAGGGGGGUGAAUUGUGAGAUUUCAUGUUGGUUGGGGAGGGGAACAAAGCGUUCUUUAUAAGGGCGUGUAAACCUCUCAUUAACAGAUGCUUUUUAAUAACCUUGAGGGGAAGCCCAGAAGGGAAAAUCCAAAGAGGACAAUAUCUGCUAGCGCUGCUUAAGCGUUGCUCUUCUUCUAUCCGUCGUCAGCAUCGACCUAGUACAAUUGGCUAUGGCGAAGUUCUUCCCUUCAAUCAAUGCUGGAUUUCUGUUCGACUUCAGUUGGUAAGCAGAUCAAAACUACACGUCUUAUGUAAUGUAUCUAUCAGCUUUAUGACUUAUAAAUUAAUGUGUCGAGACUGAAUCUCAACCUGACUUGCUACUGAUGGUUUUCAUAGUUAUUGGACCUAUCUAUGCUUUUUUUU
Messenger RNA from Cucurbita moschata (crookneck pumpkin), 1997 nucleotides. RefSeq lists its product as uncharacterized. Bases 95 to 1081 code for a protein of 328 amino acids. The transcript is spliced from 2 exons. The record is from RefSeq and is a predicted model, not a curated record. NCBI's taxonomy places the organism in Eukaryota, Viridiplantae, Streptophyta, Magnoliopsida, Cucurbitales, Cucurbitaceae.